AGGUAAGAAAAUUUCAUGCUGUGACAUUGCACAAGAAGACCCAUAAAAGGAGCCUUCCUGUUUUGGGUGGUUCUGCUCCUCCACCAAAGAUGCUUGGGGUCUUCAGCGGCGCAGUGGUGAGCCCACCGGAGGAGCUCAUCCGAGCCGGCCACCGCACCCCGACGGCGAAGAAGACCGCAGACAAGCUCCUCGAUGCCUUCCUCAAGAACAACCCAUCCUCCGUUGCCAUCAACAUCGGCAGCGCUGCACGUAUCUCCUACAACCAUCAAAACCAGUCCCUGCUACAACCAAGGUCGUUCGCCGUGAGCGACGAGAUAUUUUGCUUGUUCAAGGGGACGCUGGAGAACCUGCCGAGCCUGAAACACCAUUACGGUCUGGGGAAGAAUGCAAGCGAGGUGGUGCUGGUGAUGGAGGCGUAUCGGGCACUGCGAGACCGCGCUCCUUAUCCCACAAACCUCAUGCUCGCUCACCUCGUAGGCAAUUUCGUCUUCAUCGUCUUCGACAACGUCACCUCGACGGUGUUCGCGGCAUCGGACGGAGAUGGUAAGGUGCCCUUGUUCAUGGGGAUAACCGCCGAUGGCUAUCUAGCUUUCUCCGAUGACGCCGAGGAACUAAGAAGUGCAUGCGGGAAAUCAUUGGCAUCAUUUCCGCCAGGCUGUUUCCUGUCGACGUCCACUGGACUCAGGAGCUAUGAGCAUCCGAAGAACAAGGUCACUGCUUUGCCGGCGAUGGAGGAGGAGAUUUGGGGCACGACCUUCAAGGUUGAGAGACCAUAUCUACGAGCGAGAGAGAGGAGUGACACAUGACCAUGGGAAGGGCCUCAAUGUCUCAAUGGCCAACAGAUACAUCCUCCAAACGCCAGUAAUAAAUAUGGCUACUAAGAAUUAUGUAGUGUACCUAAGAAUAAUAUAAUACCGUAAAAGAUUGAUGCGUUUA
Molecule: messenger RNA, 936 nt
Organism: Musa acuminata AAA Group (dessert banana)
Lineage: Eukaryota; Viridiplantae; Streptophyta; Magnoliopsida; Zingiberales; Musaceae
Product: stem-specific protein TSJT1-like
Exons: 5
Coding region: 90-806 (238 amino acids)
Source: RefSeq, a predicted model, not a curated record